UCUCUCUGGACACUGAAUGCACUCUCUGUGCUGAGGAAGAAGAGGGGAGGAGACGGCGGCUGUGAGGGAGGUGGACGGGACCCAUAGAUAUUAAUUAUACAUUAGCCAGGAAGAAUGUGACUCUGUGAGAAGGGGCAGCACAGACAUGACUGGACUCCUGAGCACUGAGACCGUGUGAGGGAGGAAAGAGACAGACGAGGACAGACGAGGAGUAGAGAGACAGCCGAGGAGCAGAGAGACAGCCCUGACUCAGGAGUGAGACUUGUGGGACAAUGCUGGGACUCGCUAUGGCUGCCCAGGCUGUGCGGUGUCUCUAAGCGAUGUCUCUAAGAUAAGGCUGGAUGCGACACCUGACUACACGACGGACUUCUACCUCAGAUACGGACCCGCCACUGCGCCCGAGGACCUGGGAUUUGCCAUCCAUCUACCGUCUUCCUGCCCGGUCUGCCUGUCUUGGUCCGCUGUCCGGGAUGGCUGAGAUGAUGUGUAUACAGACCCAGGGCAAGCUCUGUCGAUCAGUUUGGAAAGGUUUGGUGUUGGGAAUUCUUCUCACUACUUUUUUAAUCUUGUUGUAUUCAUAUGCAGCUCCUCCACUUAGCUUUAGCAACACAAUAGGUUCUUCAUCCUUCCAGUGUCAUCCGCCUUCACUUCCUGAAUCCCCCUUACCUGAAUCCAAUUCCACUACAAAGUAUGAAUUGCACUGCCUCCCACGCCAUAACCUUAUGUUUCUUAAAACUCACAAGACAGGUAGUAGCACUAUCAUUAACAUUUUGUUCCGCUAUGGAGAGAAGCAUCAACUCCAGUUUGCCUUCCCACGUGGACGUAAUGAUUUUGACUACCCAAGGUAUUUCCAGCGUUGGAAGGUUGAGGGAUACCAACCUGGCUUAUGCUAUAAUAUAAUUUGCAACCACAUGCGAUACCGUCAUUCAGAGGUGAACCUACUGAUACCCCCUGAUACAAUGUUUGUCACAGUGCUGAGAGAUCCAGCUCUACUUUUUGAAUCCUCAUUUCAGUACUUUGCACAUGUUGUACCCUUAACUUGGAAGUUACCAGGUGAUGGAAGUGAGCAGAAGAUGGACACCUUUCUGCAAAACCCAAUGGACUACUACGACUCCAGUGGAUUCAAUGCUCACUACCUGCAUAACUUGUUGACAUUUGACCUGGGAUAUGACAAUGAAAUGAUUUUAAAGGACCCCAGGGUAUCAAACUUAUUAAAGGAACUUGAUAGUCGUUUUCAUUUGGUCAUGCUGUUAGAGUAUUUUGAUGAGUCUUUGCUGCUGUUGCGUGACUUGAUGUGUUGGAACAUGGAUGACAUACUUUAUUUCAAACUUAAUGCUCGAAAAGAUCUUAGUGGCUCACGUUUGAGUCUGGAGUUAUACCAACUAGCACAGGAAUGGAAUGCAAUAGACACACUUAUCUAUCGACAUUUUAAUGCAACGUUCUGGAGAAAGAUUGAAAAAUAUGGAAUGGAGAGAAUGAGAAAGGAUGUUCUAGAAUUAAAGAGGAGAAACAAAGAACUUAAACAAGAGUGUAUUGCAGGAGGUGGCCCUGUAGAUGCCAGCAAGAUACAAGAAUCUGGACUACAGCCAUGGCAACCUUUUGGGCACAGGUUUAUCCAAGGAUAUAACCUUAGAAAAAACAUUUCAACUAAGUACAAGCAGCUGUGUAGGAAUAUGCUAACUCCUGAAAUACAGUACAUGAGUAAGCUAGGAGCAGACCUAUGGCUGACACAACUGUGGGGUAAUAUUAGGGCACUGUUUAACUUUUAAAAAAGUGGGUGGGUAAAGCAGGAAUUAUUGUGUGCAAUAAAUAUGCUGGGACUCACAUACAGGAUUUCAGAUGACCAUAUAUGUGAUGCCCAUCUUUUGAACAUCUUUUCAAAUGUUUAUAUUUUACAACUUGGCGUGCUUAUAGAAAAAAUUAUGUUUUUUUAAAUACACAUGUUUUUAUAUAAUAAUAUAAUUUUAUUCUGAAUUUAAUUAAAAAUAAUAAUAAUAAUAAUUAAAAUGCCUGCAGUUCCACAAAAGUAAUGCUUAAAAUAGUGAGUCAUGAUCAAUCUACAGUAUAGGAGGAAAAGAUAACCUCAGUUAGGCUGGGUUCACACCGCGUUUUGUUAAAUACGGCUCCCGUAUACGGCUGGGAGGAGGGGGGCGGGGAAAACUGCCACUGCGGUUUUUGAGCCAAAGUCAGAAGUGGAUCCAUAAGGGAGGAGAAGUGUAAGUCCUUCCUUUAUAUGUCCUCUUCCUUUUGAGUACACUUCUGGCUUUGGCUCAAAAACUGCAGUGGAAACUUAGCCUUAUAGACUUAAAAACACCAGGAAAAAAAAACACUGUUUUUCCCUGCAUUUUGGCAUUUUUACCUUUGUGUGGAAUUUGCCUUUUUUGGCCCCUUUGGUGUUUUUAUUUCAAAAUGUGUUGGGUACCAAAAAAAAAAAAAAAAAGGAUGCAGUAGGGAUGGAAAAAAAUUUAUUUAACGAAAUGUUUUUUUUUUUAUAAUAAAGUGUGUGUGUUUCACUUUUUUCUUCUUCAUUUUUUUAAGUAGUACUACUACUCCCAGCAUGGAACAGACUGUUCCAUGAUGGUAGUAGUAGUACCUGUACUAAUAGAAAGAUAAUCCUAUCUAUAGCAGAGAUGCGGAGCGGCUCUAUACAGCACUCGCAUCUCUGCACUAUACUCUGGGCCGGCCAGUGAUAUGAGGCCGGUCACUCAUUCAUAUUUUCCGAGUGGGGAUUGGCCGGAUGGUGGCAGCCAAUCACAGCUCUCAGAGGGAAAUAUGAAUCAGCAAUGUUCUAAUCAUAUCACUGGCUGGAGUAAAGUGCAGAGAUGCUGAGCGCCAAAGAAAGACGCUCCGCAUCUCUGCAAUAGACGAUCGCAGUGAGUGUAACUUCUGACACCUGUUGCGAUCUGUCUAUUAAUGCCGGUACUACAGCUCCCAGCAUGGAGCAGAGUGUGCUCCAUGUUGGGAGUAGUAGUACUUGCAUUUAAGGACAGAUCACAGCCGAUGUCACUACUGACACCCGCUGUGAUCUUCCUGUAUAAUGUAUAGAUGUGGCCGGGGGCUCUUCUAUGGUCCCCUGCACUGCCGUAUAUAUACACCUAUUCAUAUUUCCCACAGAGAGUUGUGAUUGGCUGGACCCAU
Hyla sarda is the source of this 3138-nucleotide messenger RNA. It is a transcript of the gene GAL3ST1, whose product is annotated as galactose-3-O-sulfotransferase 1. NCBI's taxonomy places the organism in Eukaryota, Metazoa, Chordata, Amphibia, Anura, Hylidae. The transcript has 4 exons. Gene Ontology annotation, cellular component: membrane. Gene Ontology annotation, biological process: myelination; galactosylceramide biosynthetic process. Bases 342 to 1769 code for a protein of 475 amino acids. The record is from RefSeq and is a predicted model, not a curated record. Gene Ontology annotation, molecular function: galactosylceramide sulfotransferase activity.